Molecule: messenger RNA, 993 nt
Organism: Pelmatolapia mariae (spotted tilapia)
Lineage: Eukaryota; Metazoa; Chordata; Actinopteri; Cichliformes; Cichlidae
Product: trace amine-associated receptor 13c-like
Exons: 2
Coding region: 1-993 (330 amino acids)
Biological process (GO): G protein-coupled receptor signaling pathway
Cellular component (GO): membrane
Molecular function (GO): trace-amine receptor activity
Source: RefSeq, a predicted model, not a curated record
AUGGAGAUCCAGAUGCAUCUAGAGACAGAGCUCUGUUUUCCAGAGCUACCGAACAGUUCUUGCAGGAAGCCGACACUUCACUGGUCCAAAACGGUGCUCCUGAACGUUGGGCUUUCGUCCAUCUCUGUGAUCACUGCUGCUCUUAACCUGCUCAUCAUCAUCUCAGUCUCCCACUUCAGGCAGCUCCACACUCCCAGUAACAUCCUCCUCCUCUCUCUGGCUGUCUCUGACUUUUUUGUGGGUUUUCUGUUGAUGCCGGUAGAAAUCUUCAGACGCACGGCCUGCUGGGUAUUUGGUGAUCUUAUGUGUUCACUUUAUAUUUAUCUGAGCAUCAUUCUUAUCAAUGCUUCAUUGGAAAUUAUUGUUCUUAUAUCAGUUGACCGCUAUGUGGCUAUUUGUAAACCUCUGCAUUACCCCACCAGAAUUACUGUGACAAGAGUCAAACUCAGUGUUUGUCUGUGUUGGUUUUAUGCUAUUUUUUACUGCAGUCUUUACACAAAGCAUGUCCUGAUAAAACCAGGCAGGUAUGGUUCCUGCUAUGGAGAGUGUGUGUUUGUUAUUGAUGAUAUAACUGGAACUGUUGACCUUGUUUUAUCUUUUAUAGUUCCAGUUAUUAUCAUCAUAGUUCUGUAUAUGAGAGUAUUUGUGGUGGCUGUGUCUCAGGCUCGUGCCAUGCGCUCUCAUGUCACAGCAGUCACACUUGAGCGUUCACCGAAUCAAGCAAACAAAUCUGAGCUGAAAGCAGCCAGGAACCUUGGCAUUCUUGUAGUUGUGUUUCUGUCAUGCUACUGUCCAUUUUAUUUCUACACUCUCAUUGAUGAAAAUGCUGUCAAUGAUCCAGCUGCAUCUUUUGUGGUCUUUAUCUUUUAUUUUAACUCUUGUAUAAACCCUUUGAUGUAUGCCCUGUUUUACCCCUGGUUUAGAAAUGCUGUUAAACUUAUUAUCACGCUGCAGAUAUUCAAGCAUAACACCUGUGAGGCCAACAUACAAUAA